UCUCUCUCCUCUUGUACAUCAAUUCUUCUUGGAUAUCGUCUCUCCUUCUUCAUUACUCAUUUCUUCUUAGAACAUACGCUUGAUUUACUUCUGUUCCAUUUUUGUUUCAUCUUCGUUGAUUGUUUCGUUUGACGUGUGCAUAUCAAAAUCGUGUUUCAACUUGAUUCUUGGAUAUCUUGAGAAAUUGUUCGCAUCAGGAGAAGAAGUUCUUGUUAGUUCCAACUCCUAAAACAGGAGAAACGAAUAUAGUAACGGUUUUCACGAUCGAGAUCGCCGGAGCUAGUAAGUUUAUGCAAUUUUCAUACGCUAGUUACGGUUUUUGGCUCCAGUUUCGUCAAAAUGCAGAGGAAUUUGUUUGGGCGUUGAAGAUGAAUGCGUGUUCUUGCGAAAUCUGAUGAACUCGAAAACGGUUGUAAGGUGAAUAAAUCAAUUUGUUGCUGCUUUUAAACUCAACUGCUCUUGCCGAAACUCUAGGGUUCGUUUGAGUACAUUGCUCUGGAUUUUCUCUUUUCUACAAGAUCUGCGGUUUAGAAUCCAGAUUCCAGUUGCGGAAUUCUUGAAGUAUCGUAAGGGUUUGUCUGUGGAAUGUUCCUUGAGACAUGCAUUAGCGCUCUAUAGUUGCUUAUUUGAAUUUUGAUUUUCAGUUAGCCAUUAAAUCACACACAGAGAAUCCAGUUCUUGCCAGUUGUUCCAAUUUUCAAUAAUCUGAAGCAUCAAUGGGGACUCAAUUUCGAAGUUUAACGAUACUUGUUCUGCUUAUUUGCUUCCUCUGUUGGCCAAGAGUUGGAUCUCCAUUAUCUAAUUCUGAAACAAAGCCUGCAAGGGCUCUUGAUACGACUCUCCAGGAAUACGCCUACCGUGCAUUCUUCCAUCCACGUACUGGUAUUCCGUUUGAUGGACUCGUUCCUCCCUAUUUGACAGGGAUUGAGAUAUCAGCAAUGAGACUACGAAGUGGUAGCCUAUUUCAUAGAGGUGUUGAAACGUUUAAAGAGUUCAGAAUCCCCAUUGGCGUAAGAGAGCAACCAUAUGUGGAGAGACUUGUUCUGGUGUAUCAAAACCUGGGGAAUUGGUCCACUACAUAUUACCCUUUACCUGGUUACACUUAUCUAGCUCCUAUAUUGGGUCUUCUUGCUUACAAUGGUUCAGACUUAUCAGCUACUAAUCUACCUGAACUGGAAUUUUGGGCUUCCGAUGAUGCCAUCACAAUAAAGUUUGGACAAAUAAGGUCAAAACCUGAAGGUUCUGGUUCUCAUCCCAAGUGUGUCUGGUUUGAUCUACAUGGUCAGGUCAAUUUCACAGAUUUAGUAUCAGACAAUCAAUGUUUGACUUAUGAACAGGGGCAUUUCUCCAUUGUAGUCGAAUCCCCUCCCCCUUCUCCUCCUGCAACACCUGAAGUUUCUGCAUCACCUGAAGAAACUGCAUCUAGUAGUAAGUUAGACAACAUGCCUAGAGUGUGUGCUAUUGUUGGCAUAGCAGGUGGUGGAAUCAUAUUGGUGGUGUUGUUUGCAUUGCUGAUAUUAUGGGCAUGGAGAUACAAGAAAAGAAAGAGAAUCCAAGAACUAGAAAGAGCUGCAAAUUCUGGUGAAGCAUUACGCAUGACAAGAGUUGGGAGCAUGAGAGUUCCAUAUGCCAUGGCUACAAGAACAAUGCCAGACCUUGAAAUUGACUUUACUGCUUGACUUCUUCUUCUUCUUCAUCAGGUCAUGCUUCUUUACAUAUUCUGUAGGUGUACUCAAAUCUUAUAUCUUUGUGCGUUUAUAUUCUAGUUCUAGGGUAAUUGUGUAAAUACACCAUUCAUACAUUCAUCAUGCAUUAUGUGCAUCUUGUAAGCUCGGGUCCAUUCUUGUUGAAUUUUGAACAAGGAAUAAACUUGUUUCAUGGGAUUUA
Molecule: messenger RNA, 1887 nt
Organism: Lactuca sativa (garden lettuce)
Lineage: Eukaryota; Viridiplantae; Streptophyta; Magnoliopsida; Asterales; Asteraceae
Cellular component (GO): membrane
Source: RefSeq, a predicted model, not a curated record